AAUCUCCCAUUCUCAUUUGUGCAAUUUGAAAACUAGAAAUGAAAAAAGUUAAGAACUUGUAGUUUAGUACCCUUAUUUGAAAAUGAGAAUGAUUCCCAGUCAAAGCUGCUGUUACCUUCAGCAGACAAACUUUGACAAUGCGUUUUUUGUUUGAUAAAAAAUUAUGCAUGGUUGUUGAAACCUCUGACUUAGUUAAAAACUUUGACACUGUUGUUUUGGCGCCUACUACUAGCUCUUUCAAGGUGGGAUCUUUUGGGUCUACGAAUAACCCUUUUUUUACACUCCAAUUUCCCUUUUGUUUGGGUUCUUUCCAUUAAGAAAAUCAACCAAAUACCCCCUUAUUCAAGCACUUUAUUCUCCCUUUUUUCUCAUCUGGGUACAGUGAUUCUCUGUAAUUUGAGCAGUCUGUUUAUCUGGUUUAAGGAGUAUGCUACAAGGUUAGGGUUGGAAUUUUCGGGUUGGAGUGCCGGGCGUUUUGUGCUCGGAUAUUAUGGGACAACUGUGUUCAAAGAGUUUGAGAAUUGAGAAAGUGAAUGUAGAUGCUGAUCCAUAUGCAGUGGGUGGGGGUGUUCAGUCCAGUAAUUUGUGGACUUCUAGACAAGCUGAUUUGGGUGUAGAAUCGAAGCGUGGAAGCUUGGAAAAGCAGUUUCGUGAUCAAGAUGAUCAGCAACCUGAGGAGCUUUACUCGAAUCAUGUUCGCUGCAAUAAUAUUAGGGAGAGUGACCUUGAUGAUUAUUACGAUGGAAUUCCUCGUGUUCCGACAGCGUUAUCACAUAAGUCAAGAUCAAUGAGGUCUACUCAAGCUGCUGUCGCAAAGGUGUCUGAAGUGAGCGUACGUUUAGGCAGGGCUGGCACCAUGGGGCUUGAGAAGGCUGUUGAGGUCUUAGAUGUGCUUGGUAGUAGUGUCACUGACUUGAACUCAAGAAGUGGAUUUGCUUCAGGAGUUAUAUCAAGAGGAACUAAAAUCUCUAUUUUAGCUUUUGAAGUUGCGAAUACCAUCAUGAAGGGUGCUUGUCUUAUGCAUUCCCUGUCAGAGUCGCGUAUUUGCCAAUUAAAAGAAGAGGUUCUUCAUUCAGAAGCUGUACAAAAAUUAGUGUCCAAAGAUAUGGAUGAACUCCUGAGUAUUGUUGCUAGUGACAAGAGGGAAGAACUAGCUAUAUUUUCAGGAGAAGUCAUCCGCUUUGGGAAUCGCUGUAAAGACCCUCAAUGGCAUAACUUGGAUCGUUACUUUUUGAAACAAAGCCGAGAAGUUGGCCCUCGUAAGCAACUGAAGGAGGAUGCAGAGUCAGUGACGCAGCAAUUGUUAAUUUUGGUUCAGUAUACCGCUGAGCUAUACCAUGAGUUGCAUGCUUUGCAUAGAUUUGAGCAAGACUUCCAAGGGAAAUGCAGGGUAGAGGAACUUAAAAAGCAGAAGAAAUUAGUCAAGAAAUUAAAGAAAAGAUCACUUUGGAGCAGAAGUUUGGAAGAGAUAAUGGAGAAGCUCGUUGACGUUGUCCUUUUUCUGCAUACGGAAAUUCGUAAUAACUUUGAUAAUGAUGGGCAACCUGAAGAUGCUGUAGAAAAAGUUGAAGAUCCUGUAGGCAAAUCCCAACGGCUCGGACCAGCUGGUCUUGCUCUGCAUUAUGCAAACAUUAUAUUGCAAAUUGAUGGAAUUGUGGGUAGAUCAAGUUCCAUGCCUGCUAAUGCUCGGGAAUCGUUGUACCAAAGCCUUCCGCCAAGUAUAAAAUCAUCUUUGCGCUCCAAGCUGCAAUCAUUUCAUGUUAAAGAAGAGCUCAGUUUGCCAGAUAUUAAAGCUGAAAUGGAGAAAACGUUAGAGUGGCUUGUUCCAAUUGCUUCCAGCACUGUCAAGUCCCAUCAUGGUUUUGGUUGGGUUGGUGAAUGGGCAAAUUCUGGGUUUGAGGCAAGUGAUACAUCUGCUGAAAAAGCUGAUGUGAUCCGCAUUGAGACACUGUAUCAUGCUGAUAAAGCGAAGACGGAAGCUUACAUUACUGAUCAAUUGGUUUGGCUUCAUCAUUUGGUUUCCCAAUCAAGAAUAUCGAGCAUAAAUUUCAGUAUCAAGUCAGUUUCAAAACCCCCUGUUCCUUUACCCCCACGAAGAAAGCAGCAGGCCUCUGAAGUGGCAACUUGCAAUGAACUAUCUAAUGUACCGACUGCAGAAGAGCAUCAAAUAUUGAACGUCAAUGAUGUAGAGAAUCAAACACCCGAAUUCAGCAAGAGUCUGGAUCCUGAUGCUGUUAUAGGACAGGUGGAUAUAAUCAACCAAGUGAGUGUCAAAGGUUAAUUAAAUUAAUACGCGUCGUUUUGAUCUGGUUAGCCGAUUUUACAUAAUGCAAUUUGGUACUGUAACUGAUGACAAAAUUCCUUAUAGAGUUCACGCGUGGUUGAGGAGCUAGUAUAGUUAUAAUGUUGUAUACUGUGUUUUUGAGAAGAUGAAGCUAGUGGUAGUAUUUAUGGUCUUAUAUAGAGCACAAAGAUGGUAUUCAUUUUCUUUGCUAUCAGAUGUAAAGUUGCAUAUCUUACAUUACAUUAGAAAUGAUAAAUCAGUUGAGAUCUUCCUGAAAGGUGCUCUUCGGUUCCAA
Messenger RNA from Chenopodium quinoa (quinoa), 2579 nucleotides. RefSeq lists its product as uncharacterized. Lineage: Eukaryota; Viridiplantae; Streptophyta; Magnoliopsida; Caryophyllales; Amaranthaceae. The transcript is spliced from 13 exons. Gene Ontology annotation, biological process: positive regulation of growth. The record is from RefSeq and is a predicted model, not a curated record. The coding region runs from base 491 to 2281 and encodes 596 amino acids.